GUAAAUAGUUUUUUAUUUUAAACAUUUUUUUAAACUUAUAAGAUUGUUAUUACGAUAUUUUAUUUUUUUAUUGUCAAUAUUCAAUGGAAGUGUUACCAAAGUUGAUUGUAUUUGAUUUAGAUUUAACUUUAUGGCCAUUUCGUACCGAUCAUUGUCAAAGACCUUUUAAACUUGUUUCUUUUGGCAGAAUAAAAGAUAAUGAUGGAAAUGAAUAUGAAUUGUAUCCUGAAGUACUUGACAUAUUAUCAGAGUUAAAAAAAAAAAAUUAUACAUUAGCAAUAGCAUCAAGAAUUGAAGAUAUUUCUACUGCUUAUCUAUUGCUAAUUUAUUUUAAUAUAUCAGAUUUUUUUAAGUUUAAAGAAAUUUAUCCUGGCUCGAAAAUAAUUCAUUUUAAAUGGUUGAAUUUGAAAAGCCACAUACCUUAUAGUCAAAUGAUAUUUUUUGAUGAUGAUAAACGUAAUAUUCAUACUGUAGCUAAAUUAGGAGUGCAUUCAUAUCAUUUGAAAGAUAAUAAAGGGAUUUCACUUGAAAAUGUACGUCAAAUAUUUAAUUAUAACAUAAUUAAUUAAUGUUUUUACUUUAAGUUAUAUCUAUAAAUAAACUUAUUUUGAAA
Messenger RNA from Sipha flava (yellow sugarcane aphid), 613 nucleotides. RefSeq names its product magnesium-dependent phosphatase 1-like. Gene Ontology annotation, molecular function: acid phosphatase activity. The coding region runs from base 84 to 569 and encodes 161 amino acids. The transcript has 4 exons. The record is from RefSeq and is a predicted model, not a curated record. NCBI's taxonomy places the organism in Eukaryota, Metazoa, Arthropoda, Insecta, Hemiptera, Aphididae.